GAAACAACAACUGAAUCGAAUAAAACCUAAAAGGAAAACCAAAUCAACCGGCUGCCAAUGGCAACACAAAAACAAAAAUCAACAAAUUCUCCCAGCAAACAAAAACUGCAUUUCGCUCUUUUGCUCUCUCUCGGCCACUUCUCUCUACGAGAGUUUAGCUCUCUGUCGUUUAACCCGUUUGCUUUUGCGAUUUUCAAAUUCAUUUCAACUUCAAAAGCUAAACGGAAAAGUUCAGCCCGCUAAAAGUGAUCCUUAUAUGAGUGGAAAACAAAACGUUUGACGCGUUAUCAUAGUAGCGCCUGAAAUCGUAUAAACAGAAACAAAAGUUCAACGGCUUUGGCUCGAUUAUAAAUAAGCCAACAAUUAAUUUGUUUAUUUGGCACGUUGAUUGCCCGCAAACGAGUCGCGUGUGAACGGACUAAAUAGAAUUACGGACCAACUGGCUCAUCAAAAACCCAAAGCCAUAUAUAUAAAUAUAUAGCGAGAUUCCACAGAUCGGCGACAAAAUGAACGACCGUGAAUUGAGCUGUGCGGGCGGCCAGUUUAUGGAUCGCGGACGGAUGAACCAGAAUGGAGUUGUCCAGCCUCUGCUCACUGAUUUGUAUCAAAUAACUAUGGCCUAUGCAUAUUGGAAAUCCGAUAAGACCGAUGACACAGCGGUCUUCGAUCUGUUCUUUCGCAACAAUCCAUUCCACGGUGAAUUCACGAUUUUCGCCGGGCUCGAGGAGUGCCUCAAAUUCCUGGAUAGCUUCCACUAUUCCCAAAGCGAUAUCGAAUACCUGAAGCAAACACUGCCCGAGGGCAUCGAGCACGAGUUUUUUGAGUACCUCGGCAAUCUGACGGCGCGGGAUGUCACCUUGUAUGCCAUUGAUGAGGGCACAGUAGCCUUUCCACGAGUUCCCAUCAUUAAGAUUGAGGGACCUUUGAUCAUCGUCCAGCUGCUGGAGACGACUCUUCUCACCUUGGUGAACUAUGCCAGCUUAAUGGCCACCAAUGCAGCCCGCUAUCGCAUGGUAGCUGGCAAACAUGUCAAGCUAUUGGAAUUUGGACUGCGUCGUGCUCAGGGACCAGAUGGCGGUCUAUCCGCAUCGAAAUAUUCUUACACAGGUGGCUUCGAUGGCACCUCCAACGUGCUGGCCGGAAAGCUCUUCAACAUCCCCGUUAAAGGAACCCAUGCCCAUGCAUACAUUACCAGUUUCAGUAGCAUUGGAGAGCUCAAGACCCGUCUAAUCAAGCACAAGCAAACAGGCAUCAUGGAGGAUCUUCUGGAGCACGCCGUUAGGCACCGCGCGAUGUUGUCCCAUCUCUUAGACGUAUCCACUGAGGAAUCCAGCGAGGGAGAGCUGGCGGCGAUGGUGUCAUAUGCCAUCGCAUUCCCUGAUGGAUUCAUGGCCCUUGUCGAUACGUACGAUGUUAAGAGCCGAGAAACAGAGCAAGGCCACACAGAACCCAAGCUUAUCAAUGAUAACAGUCCGCCAAAAGCAAAGCCAUCGACCAAUAGCCACCAGAAUGGCCAGAGUAAUGGCCAAACGAAUGGCCACAAGACCAAUGGCCAUCAGAAUGGUGUUGCUCAGAACGGCAGUAUGUCGCCCAAGCCAAAAGAUACAAAGAUACAUGAAACUAAAACCAGCACAACAACUGCGACAACUGCAACUGCAACAGCAACUCCAAAGACAACAACAGUGUUCAAUGGGACUGCAUACCUUCCAAAAUAUGUCGAGAAGUCAUUCAGGAGCGGCCUGCUGAAUUUCAGUGCCGUGGCCUUGGCCCUGAAUGACCUGGGUUACCAUGCUCUGGGCAUUAGGAUCGACUCUGGGGAUCUAGCCUACCUUUCCUGCCUGGCUAGAGAAACCUUCGAGAAGGUGGCGGAGCGGUUCAAGGUCCCAUGGUUCAACAAGCUGACCAUUGUGGCAUCGAACGACAUCAAUGAGGACACAAUCCUGAGCCUGAAUGAGCAGGGACACAAGAUUGACUGCUUUGGCAUUGGCACGCAUUUGGUUACCUGCCAGCGACAGCCCGCCCUUGGAUGUGUGUACAAGCUGGUAGAGAUUAACGGCCAGCCGAGGAUCAAGCUGAGCCAGGACGUGGAGAAGGUGACUAUGCCGGGCAACAAGAAUGCCUACCGGCUGUAUAGCGCCGAUGGCCACGCGUUGAUUGACCUGCUCCAGAAGGUGUCGGAGCCACCGCCAGCGGUGGGUCAGAAGGUCCUGUGCCGCCAUCCCUUCCAGGAGUCGAAACGCGCCUAUGUAAUACCCUCGCAUGUGGAAUCGCUGUACAAGGUGUACUGGAAGUCGGGCAAGAUCUGCCAGCAGUUGCCAACUUUGGAGCAGGUUCGGGAGAAGGUACAAAUCUCACUGAAGACGCUGCGCAAUGAUCACAAGCGCACGCUCAACCCCACGCCCUACAAAGUGGCCGUCAGCGAUAACCUAUACAACUUCAUACAUGAUCUGUGGCUGCAGAAUGCUCCCAUUGGAGAGCUCUCAUGAUCUAUAUAAGGAGGAUCUUACGAUCUAUAUAUGAAGAUGCGCGAAAACAUUUCCGAGAAAUUAACUUUUAUUUGGUGUACGAUUUUCUGUUGGCCGCGAUCUUCGGGUCGUGGUGGAAUUUUUAGUCAUUUGCUGGUCAUAUGCAUUGUAGAAUUGGAAUUUGUUCGUCCCACGAAGAUAUUCCCCAAACAAUAUGGAGCACAAAUUCCAACGCAAACUUGCGAGUGAAUUUCAAAUCUUUGUGUAGUCAAUAGUUUUAACGUGUUAUAUCUAAUAUUUACUGCUAUGAAAACGCACAUCAUAUUCAGGAAUGUGUCAUGUGCCUUAAAGGAGAAGCGGAAGCGAAAACCGAAUCAGGAAGCAGGAUGCAAAGGAAACAGAAAUCCAAACGAGUAACUAAGAUCAACCAAAAAUCUGAGCGGAUUAAAGAUGUCUUUAAUAUUUUUCUAGUACUUAAGUGUUGAAAUGUUGCUAACGAAGAAUGCAAAUUAGAAGUACAAAUGCUUUUUAGGACAUUUGCACGCAAUAGGGCACACAUCAAGCACACACCUAACCUUAUACAUAUAUAACUUUACAUACUACGUUUAUGUAUUUAACUAAAUUCAAUUGUACAUAUGUUCACCUGGAUAGUUGUAAGCCAAUUAAGCAAUACAACCACACCCAACACACACCGCCACCUUAAAUUGACCGCUUCUUAAAAAUGUUUGCCUGUAGUUUUGAUUGAAAAUAAAGAAUGAAAGAGAGCAGGAAAAA
Molecule: messenger RNA, 3239 nt
Organism: Drosophila eugracilis
Lineage: Eukaryota; Metazoa; Arthropoda; Insecta; Diptera; Drosophilidae
Gene: Naprt
Product: nicotinate phosphoribosyltransferase
Exons: 12
Coding region: 507-2486 (659 amino acids)
Biological process (GO): NAD+ biosynthetic process
Molecular function (GO): nicotinate phosphoribosyltransferase activity
Source: RefSeq, a predicted model, not a curated record